Molecule: messenger RNA, 2979 nt
Organism: Calliphora vicina (urban bluebottle blowfly)
Lineage: Eukaryota; Metazoa; Arthropoda; Insecta; Diptera; Calliphoridae
Gene: Rhau
Product: RHAU helicase
Exons: 9
Coding region: 16-2883 (955 amino acids)
Cellular component (GO): intracellular anatomical structure; cytoplasm
Molecular function (GO): RNA helicase activity; G-quadruplex RNA binding; G-quadruplex DNA binding
Source: RefSeq, a predicted model, not a curated record
UGACAUAUUAUUGAAAUGAGUGAACAUCGUAGAGGACGUGGUGGACGAGGAGGUAGAGGCGGUGGUGGUGGACGUCCACCACCCUGGUUAAAAGGUAAAGAUAUUGGUUUAUUUUACCGCGAUAGGCAGCGACAACGCAAUACUGAGGAAGAAAGCAAUGGUCGCAUUAAACUUAACCCUUCUGUGGACAUUCCAUCCGGUGUACUGACGCAAGUGGAAAGUUGUUUGCAUGAAUUCGAAGGCGACCACGAAGAUGAACGUGUUUGUGAUGAAUUUGCACAACAUUUCCGUAGCUUGCUUAAUGUCAAUUUCGAGGAAUUUCUUGAGAAAUCAAAGAGUACGGUUAGAAACACACUCGAUCACAUUAAUUUAGAGGCAAGCAAUGAGCGUUUAAAAUCAACUCUAUUGGAUAAAGAAGAGUCCUUUGAAUAUCGUAAACGUUUCGAUAUGCGUCGACGUUUGCCCGCCAUGAAGCAGAAAGAUGACAUUUUAAAGGCCAUAGAAGAAAAUCAAAUUGUUCUUGUAGUGGGUAGUACUGGAUGCGGCAAGACUACACAAGUGCCUCAAAUACUGCUAGAUGAAUUUACAAAUCGAGGUCGUGGGGCUGAGUGUCGCAUAGUGUGUACGCAACCUAGAAGAAUAUCGGCGAUUUCAGUGGCAGAACGUGUGGCUUAUGAGCGAGACGAGUCAUUGGGUUCUUCAGUGGGAUAUCAGAUACGUUUGGAAAAUCGCUUGCCUCGAGAUUAUGGCUCAAUUUUAUAUUGUACCACUGGCAUCUUAUUGCAAAAAAUGCAAACAAAUCCUUUAAUGAUUAGUAUUAACAUCAUAGUAUUGGAUGAAAUUCAUGAACGUAGUGUGGAAACAGAUCUUUUGAUGGCUUUACUUAAAAAGAUUCUACCUCAUCGCCCCGAUCUUAAAGUGAUACUAAUGAGUGCCACCGUUUCGGAGGAAACAUUCUGUGAAUAUUUCAACAAUUGCUUUACACUACAUAUUGAGGGCACUCUAUUUCCCGUUGAAGUUCUCUACCUUGAGGAUAUUUUGCAGGAAACCGGUUUUACUGGAUUUCAAAAACCAGCACAUGCUCAAAACUCUCAUGGUCGCGGAGGACGUAAACGUGAUGGUGGAGAUGCUGAACGCAACAAUCAAUAUUCUCAAAUGAUAUCAACUUACUUGCCGUCAUUACAAGGCAAAUACAGUCGCCAAGUAGUCGAUACUAUACGACAAUACAAAGAUACUGAGGGUUGCGAGAAUUUAAUAUUUUUGGAGCAUUUAAUUUUCCAUAUUUGUGAAACAAAGCCGCCGGGAGCAAUUUUAGUAUUUUUACCAGGUUUCGAAAGAAUCUCCAAAUUGACUACACAAUUGCAAAAACCCUCAUCAGCCAGGUAUAGAGAAUUGUCGCAAAAGAUACAAGUAUAUCCGCUGCACUCAAUGAUGCCCACAGUAAAUCAAAAGAACAUAUUUAAGCCAGCCCCCCAAGGCAUGCGUAAAGUUAUAUUAUCAACUAUUUUGGCGGAGACCUCAGUAACAAUAGAUGAUGUGGUUUAUGUUAUAAAUACGGGUAAAACUAAAAACAAAGAUUAUGAUGUGUCACAAAAUCUGCAAACAUUAGAGGAACAGUGGGUUAGUAAAGCCAAUACGCAACAGCGUAAAGGUCGUGCUGGCAGAGUACAGCCGGGUAUAUGUUAUAAUUUAUUUACCAGAAUGCGCGAACGCCUUAUGUUUGAAGUGCCUAUACCGGAAAUAUUACGCAGUAAAUUGGAAUCUAUUAUUUUGAAUUUAAAACUUUUGCACAUAUCCAAUCCUUAUGAAUUUUUAAAGACUCUUAUAAGUGUGCCACAGGAGAAAGCCAUCAGUCAUGGUUUAACUUUAUUAAAACGCAUUGAAGCCUUGGAUGAUAAUGAUAACUUGACUCCUUUGGGCUUGCAUUUAGCACGCUUACCCAUUGAUCCCCAAAUGGCUAAAAUGAUUUUAAUGUCUGCCCUCUUUCGCUGUCUCGAUCCUAUAACAUCGGCUGCAGCUGGUUUGUCUUACAAAAGUCCCUUCUAUACGCCCAUGGGUUUGGAAAAAAAGGUGGACGCCAUUAAGCGUGAAUUGUCGGACAAUUCAAAAAGUGAUCAUUUAUUAAUACACAGUGUUAUCGAGGGCUAUCGUGAUGCCAAAGACAAUGAUUGUAAUAUGAACUAUUGCUAUGAGAAUUUUCUUAGCCACACCACUUUGACACAAAUUGAAAAUAUGAAAAGACAAUUUGCAGAUUUAUUGAAGAAUUCAAGUUUUUUGGAAACUUCCAAUUGUUGUGGCAAAAGUUCAAAUGUUAAUUCGUCGAAUGUGCCCUUGUUGAGGGCCAUUAUUGCUGCCGGUCUUUAUCCAAAUAUAGCAUUUUUAAGGCAAGUAAAACAAAGAGGUAAUAGAUGUCACGCUGUUCAUAAAAUGUCUACUCCUGAAGAUAAUCGUGUAAAUUUCCAUCCUUCCUCCAUUAACAGUGGCCAAACUUCUUUUGAUUCUAACUACUUUGUUUAUUUGCAAAAACAAAAAUCCAAAAGUGUGUAUUUAUUAGAUGCCACCAUGGUUUUUCCCAUGGCUUUGUUAAUAUUUGGAGAUGGUGUGAAAAAGGGCAUAACUUCUGAUAACCAACAUUACAUAAGUGUGGCGAAUAAAUAUUUCUUUAAAUGUAAUGAAAAAUCCUCAUUGUUUAUAUUGAGUUUGCGUGAAAAACUUGGUAUAUUGCUGCAGAAGAAGGCUUUGUAUCCCUCGCCCAUCGAAAUCAACAGCAAGGAUGAGAAGCUUAUAAAGGCUAUACAAAUUUUGCUCUCUUUGGAUGAUGCAGGCGAUCACAUGGAUCAGUUUCUAUCCACAGAUGAUGAAGACGAUGCUACAACACCUUGACAAAGAUUUAUAUCCACUAUCUAAUUACAAAUAUUAAAAGAAGAUUCUAUAAAACAUAAUAAGAAAUACUGGAAUAAAUGUGCAUGUUGUGUUAAA